UCAAAUAAUUACUAUUUUCAGGUAUGGUCGCUACAACACCGUUAAGCAACUACUCGAGUCUGAAAAAGGGACUUUCAUUAUCAACGAAACUGAUGGUGGAGGUCUGACGCCUCUGCACAUUGCGUCGCAGCAAGGGCAUACGCGGGUGGUUCAGUUAUUGCUGAACAAAGGUGCAUUGCUUCACCGCGAUCACAACGGCCGGAACCCGCUGCAUUUGGCCGCUAUGAGCGGCUACACUCAGACUAUGGAGCUUCUGCACUCAGUCCAUUCGCACUUGCUGGAUCAAGUAGACAAGGACGGGAAUACUGUUCUCCACCUCGCAACGAUGGAAAACAAACCAAACUCGAUAUCACUCCUACUAUCAAUGAACUGCAAACUUCUGUACAAUUUUAGCGAUCUUAGUGCAAUCGACUAUGCUAUUUAUUUCAAAUUUCCCGAGGCUGCCUUGGCGAUGGUCACGCACGAUACGAGAGGGGCAGAGGUUAUGGCAUUAAGGUCGGAUAAGCAUCCCUGCGUUACGCUGGCUCUCAUAGCAUCAAUGCCUCGAGUUUUCGAGUCAGUGCAAGAUAAAUGUAUCACGAAAGCAAAUUGCAAGAAAGACUCCAAAUGUUUUUAUAUUAAGUACAAUUUUUCCUGCCUUGAAAGUUCGCGCAUGUACGCGCAGGUAGAUCAAAAAACCGGGGAAGCGCUGACAAUCUCCAAACCGAUUCCUCUACCCGCUCUGAAUGUAAGUAAGCUAAAACGAGACAAAUUAAUUAAUAUAUAGCCAUCAUUGUGUGUUCCUCUCAUGCCGCCGUCCAGCAAAUUUCUGUUUUCGAUUGCAUCCAGUCGCUGCUGCUUCAACUAUCUUAUUUCCCACAAUUAGAAAAGAUUUGAAUUAAGGCACUAUGUGCUUAGGCUUCUCUUCAUUAUCUCUUUAAAAAGCUAUUACUUUCACAAAGCUACU
This is a messenger RNA of Bemisia tabaci, 946 nucleotides long. Lineage: Eukaryota; Metazoa; Arthropoda; Insecta; Hemiptera; Aleyrodidae. The record is from RefSeq and is a predicted model, not a curated record.